Molecule: messenger RNA, 2228 nt
Organism: Salvia miltiorrhiza (redroot sage)
Lineage: Eukaryota; Viridiplantae; Streptophyta; Magnoliopsida; Lamiales; Lamiaceae
Product: probable CoA ligase CCL8
Exons: 17
Coding region: 169-1956 (595 amino acids)
Biological process (GO): fatty acid metabolic process
Molecular function (GO): medium-chain fatty acid-CoA ligase activity
Source: RefSeq, a predicted model, not a curated record
CUCAUUUUCAAAAACGCAAGCUUUCCCCCUUCACGAAAUCAAGGAACCGUCACCAAAGAUUCAAGAUUGAAGAAGCCCAUGUAGCCGUCGGCAAGAAUGGAGUGGGACGCCAUGUACUAUUAAAAUACUUAAAUGAUAUUUUCCUUAAUAUUCAGACCACCUAAUUAGAUGGGCGUAUUUAAGACAACCAACCACAUGGUCCGAUUGAGCGCCAGCUCUUGCCCUUGCUCUGCCUAUUCACCUGUCCGAUUUUUGCAUUCUUUGACUUCUUUUCCUCUUAAAGUUUCAAACUUUUCCUCUCAGGCUCGCUUGCUUUCUUCUGAUACACGUAAUAGUAUAGUCAUGGAGCUGGUCAAGAAAGUUGCCCAUAGAGGAUCUACAGCUCCAGAUAGUAUUGCAAUAAGAUCUGAUCAAAAAAGCCAUACUUAUCAUCAGCUGGUUGAAUCUGCUAAGAACAUAUCUAACUUGUUAUCCAGUGCUGAUUUAAAAACUGUCAAUAGCCCUGGGAAAAACAACCAUUUUGCUGGAGCUAGGGUUGGAAUUGUUGCUAAACCUUCUCCCGAGUUUGUUGCUGGAGUGCUUGGAACAUGGUUCAGUGGAGGUGUUGCGGUUCCCCUUGCACUCAGCUACCCGGAAGCAGAGCUUCUGCAUGUGAUGAAUGAUGCGGAUAUUACCAUGAUUCUGAGUACUGAAGAUCAUCACGAACUAAUGAAAGCUGUUGCAGCCAAGACGUCUUCUCAAUUAUCUCUCCUUCCUCCUGUUUCAUCAACUGGAGUUGAUCGCACAAAUUCACAGGAAACUGAAGUUUCUCAGGCGAUUAGUGGAGAUGAUCCUGCGUUGAUCAUUUAUACAAGUGGCACGACAGGAAAGCCUAAAGGAGUUGUGCACACACACGAAGGUAUAUUAGCACAGGUCCAAAUGCUAUCAGAUGCUUGGGGAUACACAUCCGACGAUCAAUUCUUGCACUGCCUUCCACUACAUCAUGUGCACGGACUGUUUAACGCGCUGCUUGCUCCUCUGUAUGCUGGUUCAUUGGUUGAAUUCAUGCCGAAAUUCAGUGUAAGGGGAAUCUGGCAGAGAUGGCGAGAAUCUCACCUAGAUGACCAAACGAAAGCUGAAGGUGCUAUAACUGUGUUCACCGGAGUUCCAACUAUGUACACACGUUUAAUACAAGGGUAUGAAUCGAUGGAUCCCGAACUACAAACUGCUUCUGCUACAGCUGCAAGAAAGUUGCGUCUCAUGAUGUGUGGCUCGUCUGCUCUCCCUCUUCCAGUUAUGCAACAGUGGGAAUCUAUCACCGGGCACCGCCUUCUGGAACGGUACGGCAUGACAGAGUUUGUCAUGGCACUAUCGAAUCCCCUACAUGGCAAGCGGAAGGGGGCUACAGUCGGCAAGCCACUUCCCGGUGUGCAGGCCAAGAUCCUUGCAGAAGAUGGUAGUACAGACGCUGAGGUUGGCGAGCUUUACAUUAAAAGUCCUUCAUUGUUCAAGGAAUAUUGGAAGCUGCCCGAGGUGACUAAGGAGUCGUUUAUUGAUGGUGGUUUCUUCAAAACUGGAGAUGCCGCCAGAAUCGAUGAAGAUGGAUACUAUGUCAUCUUGGGACGUACUAAUGCUGAUAUUAUGAAGGUUGGUGGCUACAAAUUAUCUGCUCUAGAAAUCGAGGCAGUUCUUUUAGAGCAUCCAACUAUUUCAGAGUGUUGUGUGUUGGGGUUGCCCGACAAAGCCUAUGGGGAAGCUGUAACGGCUAUCGUUAUACCUGAUUCAGAGAUUAAAAGAAAACGAGACGAGGAGUUGAAGCCGGCUCUAUCUCUUGAAGAACUGUCCACAUGGGCAAAAGAGAAACUCGCACCGUAUAAGAUACCGACUCGUCUGUUGCUGUGGGAAUCGCUGCCUCGCAAUGCUAUGGGAAAGGUGAACAAGAAGGAGCUCAAGAAAAAGCUGGCUGAUCAGUGCUGAAAAGGGAAGAAAAUUCCAGGGAUGUCAAACGGGCUAACCCAUGCUGCUAUUGCGUGUCUCAAGCCGGAAAUAACGCCAGUGCUUAUCCGAAUUUGCAAGUUAUAUGUGGCUUUUUUAGAAAUGUUGCAAUUACAACACUAUUUUUUUUUUUUUUCCAAUUAUGAUAUUCCUGAUUUUCAGUACGGUAGGAUUGACGUGUAUUCCAAGGGUGCAUUUGAUUCUAAAAUUUUUAUUGGAAAAGAAUAAAAAAAGAUGAGAAAAAUAUUUUCACA